AUGUCGGAAGAGCCGUCGUUGCCUCGACUGCCUGCAGUCUCGUGGGAUGAACAAUCCCAGAGCUUCUCCAACCAGCCCCGCAAGCGUCACCGUAUUAGUUCGCGGCAAGGGAAUCCUUCGUUGCCCUUGAAUUUCAAUUCCAGCGACCCUGCUGUCUUUUCUAGUGACGAUGACCCGGGGCUUGACAAUUAUGUGGAAGGGAGGCACAAGAGGCGCUACGUUGGAUCAUGGUUCCAGCAACAGCUUGAAUCGCCAGAUUCCGCCUCCACCGACGAUGUCACCCUUGCUCCCAUUCAGACAAAGCGCUACUUGAAGAGAGACUUUGACAGUGGUGUCUUUCUGGGGAGCGAUGCCACCGAUGAUGGCGAAGACCUUAUGGAGGGCUUGGACCUCCCAGCAUUGCCAAGGCUGCCACAGUUGGGAACUCGGGCCGUGCCUCAACUGUCUCAGGCAGAAGUAGACGCCCGGCGCAAGAUUCAAGAGUGCCUAGACUCGGGCAAUGAAACCGUGGAUCUCAUGUCCAUGGGCUUGGAGGUGUUGUCGGAUGAUACCGUCAAACGCCUCAGUCAAAUUGCUUGCAUCCCGAUUGUCGCCAGAGAUGUUGCAUUUGUGCAGAGGGAGCCGGAGCUGAAGCUGUUCUUAGCAUCGAACAGCUUGACACGAUUACCUAGCUCACUUUUCGACAUCAAUCACCUCACAGUGCUAAGUCUUCGUGGAAACCAGCUCACAGAGCUUCCCUCGGCAAUCUCGAAGCUGAGCAACCUGGAGCAACUCAACAUAUCGCAGAACCGAUUCAAGUAUCUGCCCGCUGAGUUUCUCGAUUUAUUCAAAGUCGGAGGGAAAUUUCGUGACCUUUCCCUCUUCGUCAACCCGUUCCUACAGCCAGAGCAAGCUACUCAAUCUGACGGGGAGAACGGUGGCCAGAGUCUCUUACAACCGGCACCAUACGCCUCAAUCAGAUACAAAUGGUUAUUCGAUGAUGACAAGGUGCCACGAUAUUUGACUCGAUGGCUCGGCCGAUCUCCGCUGCAAAUCUCCGACUCCAAUGGCCAAAUUCUCUCAGAGUUCCGUCUCCCGUCAGGCGAGGAAUCCUCGGUGACAAACCUGCCAGUCGCAGUAGGCAGUGAUCAGUUUGGUCUCCCCGCUUCCAUAUCGUCACAAUCCCCUCUCAAAGAGACGGCGCGGCCAAGUGUGGUGCCCAGCUUAAUCGAACUGGCGCUGCAGAGCUGCUAUCGUACCAGCCAGCUUCGGGAACUCGAGUCGUACAUUCCAGAGGGGCUCUCACACCUCCAGAAGCUGCUGCAGCGCGCCUCUCGGCAGAGAGACAACGGCGGCGUGAGUUGCUCGACCUGUGGGAAGACGCUCGUAGUGCCUCGGCUCGAGUGGAUUGAGUGGCGAGAGAUAUGUAGGGGCACCGUCCUUCCCCUGCCUGACCGCGGCACUACGAAUGUGAUUACGAGACCAUUUACCAAGGACGAGACGGAGAUGGCAGUGCCUUUUCUUUAUCGGGCAUGUUCUUGGCGCUGCGGACCCAAGGAUUCAGAGAAGAAUAAGUGGUGGUCUCUGGGGAUUGUUAAACCGGUGGAGGAAGCUGGUUCACAGGGAGGUCGAGUGUAA
Messenger RNA from Trichoderma aggressivum f. europaeum, 1617 nucleotides. RefSeq lists its product as uncharacterized. The record is from RefSeq and is a predicted model, not a curated record. Bases 1 to 1617 code for a protein of 538 amino acids. The transcript has a single exon. Gene Ontology annotation, molecular function: protein binding. Gene Ontology annotation, biological process: signal transduction. NCBI's taxonomy places the organism in Eukaryota, Fungi, Ascomycota, Sordariomycetes, Hypocreales, Hypocreaceae.